CGCCCGCCCCCGGCGUGGCCUCCCGUGUUCCCGCAACUCCCAAACGCCGAGUUUUCGCGGGAAAAAAAUCAGAGCAGCUGGCAGUGCAGAGGGCAUUGGUGGCCGGCUGGGCGCUCCGGGUCGCACGCACGUCCGCGCAGGGUCGAGUCCACGUACGCGGCUCAGUCGCCAUCCCCAGCCGGGUCAGGUGCGCAGGCAGGCAAGUGGUCGGGGCGGCGGGAGAGUACCAGCAGGCACCAUGUGGAUCCAGGUUCGCACCAUGGAUGGGAAGGUGGCCCACACCGUGGACUCACUGUCCAGGUUGACCAAGGUGGAAGAGCUGAGGAAGAAGAUCCAGGAGCUGUUCCAGGUGGAGCCAGGCCUGCAGAGGCUUUUCUACAGGGGCAAGCAGAUGGAGGAUGGCCACACCCUCUUUGACUAUGACGUUCGCCUUAAUGACACCAUCCAGCUUCUGGUCCGGCAAAGCCUUGUACUUCCCGCCAGCAGCAGCAAGGAGCGGGACUCUGAGCUUUCUGACACAGAUUCCGGCUGCUGCCUGGGCCAGAGCGAGUCAGACAAGUCCUCCAACAGCGGCGAGGCGGCCGUGGAGACGGAUGGGAAGGCGGGUUUAGCGGAUGAGGAUGUAUGGGACGAGACAGAGCUCGGCCUGUACAAGGUCAAUGAGUACGUGGACGCUCGGGACACGAACAUGGGAGCCUGGUUUGAGGCGCAGGUUGUCAGGGUGACAAGGAAGGCACCAUCCCAGGACGAACCCUGCAGUUCGACCUCUUGCUCGACCCUGGAAGAGGACGUCAUUUAUCACGUGAAAUAUGAUGACUACCCGGAAAAUGGAGUGGUCCAGAUGAGUUCCCGGGAUGUCCGGGCCCGUGCCCGACAUAUCUUCAAGUGGCAGGAGCUCGAGGUGGGCCAGGAGGUCAUGCUCAACUACAACCCUGACAACCCGAAGGAUCGGGGCUUCUGGUAUGACGCGGAGAUCGUGCGGAAGCGUGAGACACGGACAGCGCGGGAGCUGUACGCCAACGUCAGGCUCGGGGAUAAUUCUCUCAAUGACUGUCGGAUCAUCUUUGUGGAUGAAGUCUUCAAGAUUGAGCGCCCAGGCGAGGGGAGCCCCAUGGUUGAAAACCCGAUGAGAAGGAAGAGCGGGCCCUCCUGUAAGCAUUGCAAGGACGACCAGAGCAAGAUCUGCCGUGUGUGUGCCUGCCACCUGUGUGGGGGCAAGCAGGACCCUGACAAGCAGCUCCUUUGUGACGAGUGCGACAUGGCCUUUCACACAUACUGUCUCUGCCCGCCCCUCAGCAGCAUUCCCACGGAGAACGAGUGGUAUUGCCCUGAGUGUCGAAAUGACGCCAGUGAGGUGGUGCUGGCAGGGGAGAAGCUGAAAGAGAGUAAGAAGAAGGCGAAGAUGGCAUCGGCCACGUCAUCGUCGCAGCGGGACUGGGGCAAGGGCAUGGCGUGUGUGGGCCGCACCAAAGAGUGCACCAUCGUUCCGUCCAACCACUACGGACCCAUCCCGGGAAUCCCCGUGGGCACCAUGUGGAGGUUCAGAGUCCAGGUCAGCGAGUCGGGGGUCCAUCGACCUCACGUGGCGGGCAUCCACGGCCGGAGCAAUGAUGGGGCGUACUCCUUGGUCCUGGCAGGGGGGUACGAGGACGAUGUGGACCAUGGGAAUUCGUUCACAUACACAGGGAGCGGUGGUCGAGACCUUUCUGGCAACAAGCGGACGGCAGAGCAGUCCUGUGAUCAGAAACUCACUAACACCAACAGGGCACUGGCUCUCAACUGCAGUGCCCCCAUCAACGACCGCAAAGGGGCGGAAGCCAAGGACUGGCGGUCCGGGAAGCCGGUCCGGGUGGUGCGCAACGUCAAGGGCCGCAAGCAUAGCAAAUACGCCCCCACGGAGGGCAACCGCUACGAUGGCAUCUACAAGGUCGUGAGGUACUGGCCUGAGAAGGGGAAAUCGGGCUUCCUGGUGUGGCGCUAUCUCCUGCGGAGGGAUGAUAAUGAACCUGGCCCCUGGACAAAGGAAGGGAAGGACAGGAUCAAGAAGCUGGGGCUGACCAUGCAGUAUCCGGAAGGCUACCUGGAGGCCCUGGCCAAGAAGGAGAAGGAGAAGGAGAAGGAGAACAGAAAGAGGGUGGCCGAGGAGGAGGAAGACGAGGAGGAAGAGCAGGAGGAACAGGAGGGCUUCUCCCCCAGGAAGGGCAAACGGAAGAGCAAGUCAGCAGGUGGCAGGACCGGCGCCGGGUCCCCGGGAAGGACACCCAAGAAAACCAAGGUGGAGCCAUAUAGCCUGACAGCGCAGCAGAAGGGCCUCAUCAGGGAGGACCAGGGCAACACCAAGCUGUGGACCGAGAUCCUCAAGUCGCUCAAGGAUGGGCCGAAAUUCCUGAGUAAAGUGGAGGAAACGUUCCAGUGUAUUUGCUGUCAGGAGCUGGUAUUCCGCCCGAUCACGACCGUGUGCCAACAUAAUGUGUGCAAGGAUUGCCUGGACAGAUCCUUCCGGGCCCAGGUGUUCAGCUGCCCCGCCUGCCGCUAUGACCUGGGCCGGAACUACGCCAUGCAGGUGAACCAGCCGCUUCAGACAGUCCUCAACCAGCUCUUCCCCGGCUACGGCAACGGCCGGUGAUCCUCAAGCACUUCUCACCGGGCGUUUUUAAAAAACGCAUCAGAGGGGUCUUUGGGCCCCCCCCCUUUUUAGUGGGCUUAACUUAAGCAGGUAGUUUUCCCUCUACUCCCUAAAAAGUCUUGUCUUCCUGUUUUUUGUUUUUUGUUUUGUUUUAAUCUAUAAAUUUUCAGGAAUUUUGUAUUAUGGCUCAAAGAAAGAAAGAAAGUUGGACAGUGUUUUACCUUGCUUUUUUAAAAAAACUACAAAGCCUGCAGAGUAUCAGCGAAAAACAAAAUUUUUCUGAAGAUGGAAUUAGAAAUGACUUGGCCUGAGGACCGCUUAUGUUCCCAACGUCAAGUUCUCAGAAGUUCCUAUGAGGAGGCAUUGGCUGCCUAGAACGAUCUUUUCCACGUGUGUGGGUUUGGCCCCCAAAGCUGAAAGCAAGUGUACCUUUCUGACAGAAUUGUAUCCCCCCAAACCCAGCAGGACGGUGCCUGGUGGUGGCCCUGGGUGUGGCAUGGCCCCACCAUCAUCAUCAGGACAUUGUUGAAAGGAAAAGAGGAAAGAUCCCGUUGAGCCCAGUUUAAACUCUGGCCUCAAAGCCAUCUGCCACCAGUCGGCUUCCGUGUUUAAGACCACACGCAGUGGCCUGUGUCCCUUGAGCAGAGUUGAGGCCACACAGAAGCUACCUCCGCUGGACUCUACGGGGGGCUGGGUGUGCCACCAGUGCUGUCUGAUCUGUAAUGCCACGGACACAGAUGUACAAAGCCAUGUUCAAGUGCCUUUGGUCCUUUCUUUCUUUCUAAACACAGGGCUGUUUUUAGCACUGAAUUAAUGAAAAUGCCAACCAGAGUCUCAGACUGCCCAAUCAGUUCUUCCUUAGACCAGGUGAGUGUUUAGGGAUGAGUUGAGUUUUGUUCCUUCAAAUUAAAUUUUCAUUUUGCCAAUUCAGAGUUACAGGAGGGAGUUUGUUUUUAAAGUAAACACUUUCUCUAAAUGAAAUUUUUUUUUUUUUUUGUAGUUACUGUAUAUGUACCAAGAAAUAUAUAACUUAGGGUUUGGUUGUUUUUGGGUUUUGUUUUUGGUUGGUUUGUGUUUUUUAUUUUUAUUUUUUUGGUUUUGUAUUGGAAUGAUUUGUUAAGUUUUCUAACUUUACCAAAGUUUGCAGCUUAUACCUCAAUAGAACAGGGAUAUUUUAAAUCACAUAACUGCAGACAAACUGGAGCAAUAUUGUUUGAAAAGUUUUUUUUUUCCUCAUUAUUAUUAGGUUGUUAAUGUAUUAGGAAGAAAUGACAAAAUCCUGUGUAGGCAUUUUCUAGAAGUUCCAUAUUUUUUGUCCAGAUUUUAGAUUCUCAGAAUAAAUGUCUUUUACAGAUGUA
Molecule: messenger RNA, 3984 nt
Organism: Rhinolophus ferrumequinum (greater horseshoe bat)
Lineage: Eukaryota; Metazoa; Chordata; Mammalia; Chiroptera; Rhinolophidae
Gene: UHRF1
Product: ubiquitin like with PHD and ring finger domains 1
Exons: 17
Coding region: 239-2626 (795 amino acids)
Biological process (GO): negative regulation of gene expression via chromosomal CpG island methylation
Molecular function (GO): ubiquitin protein ligase activity; protein binding
Source: RefSeq, a predicted model, not a curated record